Messenger RNA from Staurois parvus, 267 nucleotides. NCBI's taxonomy places the organism in Eukaryota, Metazoa, Chordata, Amphibia, Anura, Ranidae. The record is from the annotation of a GenBank genome assembly.
UGGUCAGAGACUGCAGACAUAGUACAAGAGGUGGUCAGAGACUGCAGACAUAGUACAAGAGGUGGUCAGAGACUGCAGACAUAGUACAGGAGAUGGUCAGAGACUGCAGACAUACUACAGGAGAUGGUCAGAGACUGCAGACAUACUAUAGGAGAAGGUCAGAGACUGCAAACACUCUCUGCAGGAGAUGGUCAGACACUGCAGACAUAUUACAGGAGAUGGUCAAAGACUGCAGACUCCCAUCAUAGAUUGUACAGAGGAAGGCAG